AAGAGACAUGCACAACUUUUUCUUUUACUGAACCAGUAUAAACAGCAAACUGAGCUGAAACAUGAAGCAAAAGAUUGUUAUCGAGGUACAGAUGCACUGCUCAAAGUGCCGGUCCAAAGCUCUUAAAAUUGCUGCAGUGGCUGACGGUAUAGUUGAUUUUGUGGGAUUGGAAGGUCCAGAGAAGGACAAAGUGGUAGUGAUUGGGCACAAUGUUGACUCUUCUGGCUUGACAAGUUGUUUGAGGAAGAAAGUCGGGCAUGCAAAUAUAAUCAAAAUUGAAGAGGUGAAACCCGAAGAAAAGAAGCGAGAAGAAAAGAAACCAGAAGAGAAAAAACCAGAUGAAAAAAUGCCUUGCAUCCAAUAUCCAUAUGGACCAUAUCCGUACUUUGACAAGGUUUUUGUUUACGAGGAUGAUUAUCCAAACAAUAGAAACUGUUGUCAAAUGUGAGAUUUCAGACUCAAUGUAUUGGGCACAAUCAGCUAUCUAUGUAAUAUGCAUCACUUGUGCUGAUUGGUAAAAAGAAAUGGAUGAAGCUGAUGCAAACUGCCAAACCUCAGUUCCGGUAUAUGAUCCGACUACACCAGGGAAAACCAUAUUGUGCAUAUGUAUUUAAAUGUAAAACAUGUUAUAAUUCUAACUAUCUCCACAGAAAUUUG
This is a messenger RNA of Papaver somniferum (opium poppy), 657 nucleotides long. Its product is annotated as heavy metal-associated isoprenylated plant protein 16-like. NCBI's taxonomy places the organism in Eukaryota, Viridiplantae, Streptophyta, Magnoliopsida, Ranunculales, Papaveraceae. The record is from RefSeq and is a predicted model, not a curated record. The transcript has 3 exons. The coding region runs from base 62 to 448 and encodes 128 amino acids.